Arctia plantaginis is the source of this 4266-nucleotide messenger RNA. The record is from the annotation of a GenBank genome assembly. Lineage: Eukaryota; Metazoa; Arthropoda; Insecta; Lepidoptera; Erebidae.
AUGUCGCGGAUUCUGACUGAGCUUAAAAAGUUAGGUUUGGGAGGCCUCGACCAUGGAUGGGUUCGGACUAUCUAUGAUUCAGAAUUUCUUGAGUUUGGUGAUCUUCCGCCUGAUUACGAAAAUCUAGUGGAGUCCUUAGAUUUACAGUCAACAUUUAAGAAUGUAAUGAGAGCUUGCGAUGAGUGGCUUAGGCCGGAUACAGAAUCCGAAGAGGAUAAGUCGUGGGCGUUUUUGACUCACCAUAUUGAACAUGAGAAGGUGUUGGCUUUGUUGGCCUAUCAUAUAGAUUAUGGAUGCAAAAAUGUCCUUACUAAAGAAUAUAGAAAUAAUGCAUUAUUAGCAUCACGAGUUUACUAUAAGCUUUUGUCAAUUCCUGGAUAUACAGCAUAUCACAUUUAUCACUCACAAUUGUUUGUAAACACUCUAGUAUGCCUCAGUUUUCCAAAAGCCAUGAGUGACAAUGAAAGUAAUCAUUUGAACACAAAUCAAUUGACUCGUGAAGUAAACUCAGUCAUAACAGAAUUGAGUCAUUUUGUCAUAGAUUUAAAAGCUAUCAUAGAGCAUUUGCAACUCAACCCAAAUGAUAUGAAUUUUGAAGAUAUCCUAAGUAAUUUGAUUGACAUAACUGGUGGCACUAUUGUUACUAGAUUACAUGUUGAUAGGAUUGAACUUACCAGACUGACUGGAGUAAUAUAUGAAAUAAUUAAUAGUCUGAUAUGCAAUGCGGACAGAGAGCCUAAUCCCUCUGCUAUUAAGUUGCUUUUUAAAUGCCUUCUACCUAAGUUAUUGGCUUCAUCACUUGACACAAGAAAUGCCAAUAACAUUGUCAGAGCAUCAUAUGUGACAUAUUCUGGAUUGAUAUUAAGUAAAUAUGGCAAAGCUGCUCUACAAGGUUAUAUGUUGCUUUUGCAGCAUAUUUGUUACUCACAAGAGGGUUUGGAAAGACAAGAAGUACGAAAUGCCCGUGUGUCUUUGGUGUCAGGACUAAUGAGUCUGUUGCCCCGCCAGUCCUAUCGCAAAACUGUAAGAUGGCUGUUAAAAUUGUCAACAACAUCCAGAGUUGCACAUCGACAAAUUGCCGUGGAGAUGUUAGCGAACCUGCUCAGUAAUGAUCCAGAGGAACCUAUACCUGUACCUCCACCAAAUGAAGCGCCAAAUGCCAGUGAUUCAGGAAUGGAUAUUGACCCGCCGCAAUCCGACACUACAAACAACACGAGUGGAGGAGAAACAGAGAAUGCCAACAGUGAACAGGGGCCUAAUGAAGUGAAUCAGAACGAAACUGGAGGACAAGGGACCAUAGCCACUGAAGAUGAGAGCAGUCAGGAUAGUCAGGUGCCCCCUGAUGAACAUGAUUCGGUGAUGGAAGACAUUAUGGCUGGACUUCUCCGUCAACGGCCACAGACUGUUGCACAUGCUGACAUCUUGCGGGCCUUGUAUGCGCGGGCCAACGAUGUUUCCGGCUCAUUGCGUACGCGUGCGCUCGCCAUACUCACCGAUUGUCUCGGGAACACGAGGCCGGCUAUUGUUCAGUCGAUAAAGGAAUUGAACGGCCACAGCGAAGUAUCUCGGCUAAUGGCGGUGGGCGCUCGCAGCGUAUGCGACGAGCGCGCGGCCGUGCGGAAGGCCGGCGCCGCGCUCGUGGAGCGCCUGCUCGCCGCGCCCGACUACUCGCCACAGGCCACGGACCUAGCGAUAUUAGUAAAUCUGUGCCGCGAUGCAAGUAUUAUUGUUCGCACGUCAGCCAUCUCAGCUUUGGGAGAUUUAGCCACAAACCGACCUAGUGACACUGUGUUCGACGCUUUUUUUGCCGGACCUAUGCAUCAACUGUCUGAUCCAGAAUCUAAGGUGCAAGACCAGGUUGUAACGCUCGUCCAGCAUCUUCUAAUAGACCGUCUGAAAGUAUUUGUGGGUCCAAUAUGCGACGACCCUUUGCCCUGGAUGUUUCUCGCCGGUAUCAUUCGGCGUAAUAUGAAGCGACACUUGCAGAAAGCUUGCACUCGGAUGGCUAAAGCGGGCAAUUGUAUAAACCACCGUAUAGUAGACAUCCUGAGUACUCACUUGGGCGCCAUGGAUGAUGAUCGAGACUUACAAUGCUUAGUGUUACUGACGUGCGUGUCGAGAGAGGUCGAAUACUCUAAUCUUGGCUUUGUGAUGAACUACUACUACAAACUAUCUGACAACGAAGAGGAACGAGAUACGCGUCUAAUGCCGUUGACUUUGGAGCUCAUAAGCUCAUGGUCUAUGUUCGCGCAGUCCUGCGAGCGGUCUACGCUGCGCGACCAUCUCGUACGACGUCUCAUGACCUUAAAGAACGAUGGAUGUCGCAUAACUUGCGCCUCGUUGGCCGCUCGCCUAGACCCCGCCAACCUAACGUGGUCCACUGAACUCAUGCAGCUUUCGGAACGUCGUGCCAUAGAGACUGGAGAUAUAGAAGAAGGAAUUCGCGCUGCAGAUUUAUCGUUAGUGGCACCUGAACCGCCUUCUCCGGAACUUUUGUAUCUCUUCCUCAACGCACUUAGCGAGCCACCGUCGAGGUGGAGCGCGGCGCUGAGGGGCGCGUGCGUGGCGGGCGCGGGGCGGCUGUGCGUGCGCGACAGGCCCAUCGCCGUAGCCUUGGCGCCGCUGCUGGCCGCGCUGCUGACAGACGACGACGCUCCCAUGCAAGCUCGCGUCAACGCGCUAUUGGCGCUCACUGACAUAUGUAUUAGGUACACAGCGAUAGUGGAGCCCUUGAUGGACUCUGUGUGCGGCUGCUUGUCGCCGCAGUCCCCGCCCGAGCUGCGCCGCGCAACGUCGCGAGCUCUUACCAAGCUGCUGUUGGGUGGAUUCUUGCGCUUACGUGCACCUCUUUACUACAAGUAUUGGGCGUUAUUGGCUGAUGAAGAUCAUGACGUCCGAGAGCCCGUCGAGUACUAUGUGACGUGUUGUCUCACCACUGAUGCCAUUUACCACCACUUCGUGGACACUGUCCUACAUUACAAUAAAGAUAAUACAGAAAACCUAUCAUUCGACGCUCGUCAGCUGAUCUACGACGUGAUGCUCCAGCGAUUGUCGAUUGUACAAAAGCUGAACGUGCAAUGUCGGCUUGCGCGUGAUAUAUUAAAGCACGCAGCUGACAUGACCGAUGAAGGCGACGAGGAAAUAUCACCGGAGCUCAAUGCUGCUAUGUUGGACACUAUUACGCUGUUGUGCGGCCCCAGGAUGAAAUUGCCGAAAAAACCUCAGAACACUGGUGAUCCAGCCGAUAUAGACGAAUUACAAGAGAGAGUCACCACCAACAUUGUGUCUCAUAAAAUGAAGCGCACGGUAGCGGAGGUGCUAGUGCCGGCCGUGCUGCGUCUGUACUCGCGAUUGGCUCCACGCGGUGGACAAAUCGCCACAUAUCUCGUACGCAUCGCCACGGACCUACUCGAGGAUUACAGGCAGGAGAUCGAAGAGCUCAUCGACAGCGACGAAGAAAUAGUGGAGCGUAUUCACGAUUUCCAGCAGAACAUCGGUCAGGCGCCGUCGUUCGGCAACGCGCACUCUAGUUUAUCGAGAAACCCUAAUCCCGGCACCGUAUGGGAACCGGAGCCUAACACUAGUAUAGACCAAUGGGAACUUUACCUUAGCACUAGUAAAAGCCCUCCGGAACCGCCCUCUAGCACUAGUAGAGGCAUUCCAUGGGAAGAGCGGCCUAGCACUAGUAGAGGCAUUCCAUGGGAAGAGCGGCCUAGCACUAGUAGAGGCAUUCCAUGGGAAGAGCGGCCUAGCACUAGUAGAAGCAUUCCACGGGAAGAGCGGCCUAGCACUAGUAGAGGCAUUCCAUGGGAAGAGCGGCCUAGCACUAGUAGAGGCAUUCCAUGGGAAGAGCGGCCUAGCACUAGUAGAGGCAUUCCAUGGGAAGAGCGGCCUAGCACUAGUAGAGGCAUUCCAUGGGAAGAGCGGCCUAGCACUAGUAGAGGCAUUCCAUGGGAAGAGCAUCCUAGCACUAGUACAGACACUGCGCGGAACGUGCAGCCUAGCACUAGUAGAGGCACUCCAUGGAAAGUGCAGCCUAGCACUAGUAGAGGCACUUCAUGGGAAUUGCAGCCUAGCACUAGUAAAGGCGCUCCAUGGGAAGUGCAGCCUGGCACUAGUAGAGGCAAGAGGUCGAGCACAGAGAGACAGGACGGUAGCAUUGAUUGUAACGCCGUCGUAUCAGAUUUAGACUUACUAUUCAUCAGUAAUCAAAGCAGACCCUACUCAAGAUCAACAACGAGUUCGGUGUCUACGGAUAGCUCAUAA